Messenger RNA from Quercus lobata, 1947 nucleotides. RefSeq names its product aspartokinase 3, chloroplastic-like. Lineage: Eukaryota; Viridiplantae; Streptophyta; Magnoliopsida; Fagales; Fagaceae. Gene Ontology annotation, cellular component: cytosol; chloroplast stroma. The transcript is spliced from 13 exons. The record is from RefSeq and is a predicted model, not a curated record. Gene Ontology annotation, biological process: L-homoserine biosynthetic process. Bases 20 to 1666 code for a protein of 548 amino acids. Gene Ontology annotation, molecular function: aspartate kinase activity.
AGUUUUGAGCUAAUCAAGCAUGGCGGCUGGUUUGCAAUUCAGUGGAGUUAAAACGCUCUGUCCUGUUUCAUUGCGAGGAGGAGGAUCUUCGUGUUGCUUGCCUGUACGGUCGCAGCGGCUUCAUUUCGCUAGUUCAGUAGCUUCAGUGGCCGAAUUUUCGAAUGCGAGUGCGAGAAGUUGCCUUAGGAGUAGAGUUUUGAGAGUGCGUUGCGACGGAAGGGUUGUGGAUGUUCUUGAGAAGGAGGAAACGAAGAAUCAAAGUUUCGGCGAAGCGGAGAACCAAUUAACGUGUGUCAUGAAAUUCGGAGGCUCAUCCGUGGCCUCUGCAGAGAGAAUGAGAGAGGUUGCUGAGCUUAUACUCAGCUUCCCCAAUGAGAGGCCGGUAAUCGUGCUCUCGGCGAUGGGAAAGACAACUAACAAACUUUUAUUGGCCGGAGAAAAGGCCGUUAGUUGCGGUGUUACUAACGCGUCGAGUAUUGAUGAGUUGAGCUUUAUAAAAGAACUGCAUCUCAGGACCGUGAAAGAGCUUGGAAUAGACAAGUCUACCGUCACACCACACUUAGAGGAAUUGGAGCAGCUUCUGAAGGGAAUUGCUAUGAUGAAAGAGUUGACUCUUCGGACGAAAGAUUAUUUGGUUUCGUUUGGGGAGUGCAUGUCAACUAGGAUAUUCGCAGCAUAUCUGAAGAAAAUUGGUGUUAAAGCUCGCCAAUAUGAUGCCUUUGAGAUUGGUAUUAUAACCACAGAUGACUUCACAAACGCGGACAUUUUGGAAGCGACCUAUCCAGCUGUUGCAAAGAGGUUACUUGGUGAUUGGGAUUUUGAUCCUGCUAUACCAAUUGUUACUGGCUUCCUUGGAAAGGGCUGGAGGUCAUGUGCAGUUACUACAUUGGGUAGGGGUGGUAGCGAUUUGACGGCCACAGCCAUUGGUAAAGCAUUGGGAUUGCGAGAGAUACAGGUUUGGAAGGAUGUUGAUGGUGUUUUAACAUGCGACCCUAACAUAUAUCCACGGGCAGAACCUGUACCAUAUUUGACAUUUGAUGAGGCUGCAGAACUUGCAUAUUUUGGUGCUCAAGUCUUGCAUCCGCAGUCCAUGAGACCUGCUAGAGAAGGUGAUAUUCCUGUUAGGGUUAAAAACUCUUACAACCCUGAAGCUCCAGGUACUCUUAUAACCAGGGCAAGAGAUAUGAGUAAGGCAGUACUAACUAGCAUUGUUUUGAAACGGAAUAUAACUAUGUUGGAUAUUGUUAGCACAAGAAUGCUUGGUCAAUAUGGCUUCCUUGCUAAGGUAUUCUCAAUAUUUGAAGAUUUGGGCAUAUCAGUUGAUGUUGUAGCUACUAGUGAAGUUAGCAUUUCCUUGACAUUGGAUCCAUCAAAGCUUUGGAGCAGAGAGCUGAUUCAACAGGCAAGCGAACUUGACCAUGUUGUGGAGGAACUUGAGAAAGUUGCUGUUGUGAACCUUCUUCAGCACAGGUCCAUCAUUUCUCUCAUUGGAAAUGUUCAGAGGUCAUCACUGAUACUAGAGAAGGCAUUUAGUGUUCUGCGAACAAAUGGAGUCAAUGUUCAGAUGAUCUCACAGGGUGCAUCUAAGGUUAAUAUUUCGUUGGUUGUAAACGACAAUGAAGCAGAGCAAUGUGUGAGGGCUCUCCACUCAGCUUUCUUUGAGUGAUCUUCUCUAUGAUAAACGUGGAAUGUUAAGAAUGGUUAUGAUCCAACAUUAUCUCCUCCACAUUGGUGUUGUUUGUUCAUGUAGUAGUAGUAGUAGUAGUGAUUUUCUCACUGUUAACCAUUUACCAUAAUAUUUCUCAAUAUUAUCUCUAUACCCAAGCUUGGGGAAGGAAGUUUCCCUCUUCUUGUCCAAUUAAAGAUCUGGCAUUGUAGCUAUUUUUUUCUUGAACAAUGUAUUAAUAUUUUAGUUUCAAGGUUAUAGUUAAUCAUCAUUUAUGACUC